UCCGGCGUGAUAUCGGGGAGGACAGAAUCGUGAUUGUUAGCAGCAGGGUUCCGGGGUCGGAGCCAGAAGCGGAGACUGGACUGGAAAACGUUCCCCGAAGUUGGGGGCCUCUGGAGACAAGGGGGUACCGUGAAGGAGAUAAAUGGAAGCAGUUCAACUAAGAUCUAUUAGAUAAACAUCCGCUAAGCACCUACUCUUUGCCAGGCGCUUUGGUAGGCGCAGAGAUAACAAAAAGAGGCGAAAGACAGUGCCUGCCAUCAAGGAGCUUACAGUCGAAUGGGCUUGGGAGCGGAGCCAGGGAUGGGCCUUGGAUGAGCCAAGAGAUCGGGGUGUGAGCAGGCACUCCCGAGGCCGGAGCCGAGGUGUCCGCCGCACCCGGACGUUCCAGCAUCAGAUCAAACCGUACCUUAAAGGAAAGCCUUCUUCCAUCAUUUAACUUUUUCUUUGGCUUCUGCCUUUCUUGUCAUUUGGGAGAUCUUCUCAACUUCCAUUAGGGAGAGGCAACAGACACUUUUUUUAAAAACAUUUUUAAUUUUAAUCAUUAGGUCUAGUUUCCCAGUAUUGGGACUUCAUAGCACCAUGACUCAGGCAGAAAUUAAACUAUGUUCCUUGCUGCUCCAAGAGCAUUUUGGAGAGAUAGUGGAUAAAAUUGGAACUCAUCUUAUCAGGACAGGCAGCCAACCAUUGAGAGCGAUCGUCCACGACACCGGGACAUCGCUAGAUCAGGUAAAAAAGGCCCUUUGUGUCCUUAUCCAACAUAACCUGGUGACGUACCAGAUACACAAACGGGGGAUUGUGGAAUAUGAGGCCCACUGCAGCCGGAUUCUGCGCAUCCUCAGGUAUCCCCGCUACAUCUAUACAGCCAAGACUUUGUACAGUGACACGGGAGAACUGAUUGUUGAGGAACUGCUGCUCAACGGGAAGAUGACCAUGUCAGCCGUGGUGAAGAAGGUGGCCGACCGACUCACUGAGACCAUGGAGGAUGGGAAAACCAUGGACUACUCAGAGGUAUCUAGCACAUUUUGCCGUUUAGCAGACACACAUUUUGUACAGCGAUGUCCCCUUGUUCCUGAUACCCCAGAAAGUGCCGAUGCUCAGCCACCACCGCCUGCCCCGACACUCAGCAUUAAUGAGAAGGACAUGUACCUGGUUCCCAAAUUGAACCUUAUAGGAAAAGGAAAGAGGAGACGAUCAUCUGAUGACGAUGCAGUGGGGGAGCCCAGGCCUAAGCGGCCCAAACAGACAGCAGAGAGCAAAGAGCCCACUCCAGAUGAUGGCAUUUACUGGCAAGCCAACCUUGACAGAUUCCACCAGCAUUUCCGGGACCAGUCUAUUGUGAGCGCAGUGGCCAACAGAAUGGAUCAGACCAGCAGCGAGAUUGUUCGGACCAUGCUCCGAAUGAGUGAGAUCACCACUUCCUCCUGUGCUCCCUUUACCCAGCCCCUGUCUUCGAAUGAGAUCUUCAGAUCUCUCCCCGUUGGAUAUAACAUCUCUAAGCAAGUCCUUGAUCAGUAUCUGACUCUGCUGGCAGAUGACCCACUGGAGUUCGUCGGCAAGUCAGGCGACAGUGGCGGAGGAAUGUAUGUCAUCAACCUCCACAAGGCAUUGGCAUCACUGGCCAUGGCAACGCUGGAGUCCAUCGUGCAGGAAAGAUUUGGGUCUCGCUGUGCCAGGAUAUUCCGGCUGGUUUUGCGGAAAAAGCACCUGGAGCAGAAACAGGUGGAAGAUUUUGCCAUGAUUCCCGCUAAAGAAGCAAAGGACAUGCUGUACAAGCUGCUGUCGGAAAACCUCAUCUCCUUACAGGAGAUCCCCAAAACACCAGACCAUGCGCCCUCUCGGACCUUCUACCUGUAUACGGUUAAUUCCCUGUCUGCCGCUCGCAUGCUGCUGCGCCGCUGCUACAAGAGCAUCGCCAACCUGAUAGAAAGGCGGCAGUUUGAGACCAAAGAGAACAAGCGGCUACUGGAGAAGUCCCAGCGGGUGGAGGCCAUCCUCGCGUCCAUGCAGGCCACGGGGGCCGAAGAGGCCCAGCUCCAGGAGAUCGAGGAGAUGAUCACGGCACCUGAACGCCAGCAGCUGGAGAGUCUAAAACGCAACGUCAACAAGUUAGACGCCAGUGAGAUCCAAGUGGAUGAAACCAUUUUUGUGCUGGAGUCAUACACAGAGAGCACCAUGAAAAGAGCCUGACUCAAUGGGAAUAAAAGGAGUGAUGGGUCUGUUCUUCCUGCAGGACGAGGAA
This is a messenger RNA of Dromiciops gliroides (monito del monte), 2239 nucleotides long. It is a transcript of the gene POLR3C, whose product is annotated as RNA polymerase III subunit C. NCBI's taxonomy places the organism in Eukaryota, Metazoa, Chordata, Mammalia, Microbiotheria, Microbiotheriidae. Bases 580 to 2187 code for a protein of 535 amino acids. Gene Ontology annotation, cellular component: RNA polymerase III complex. Gene Ontology annotation, molecular function: single-stranded DNA binding. The record is from RefSeq and is a predicted model, not a curated record. The transcript is spliced from 14 exons. Gene Ontology annotation, biological process: DNA-templated transcription.